Molecule: messenger RNA, 2425 nt
Organism: Ziziphus jujuba (common jujube)
Lineage: Eukaryota; Viridiplantae; Streptophyta; Magnoliopsida; Rosales; Rhamnaceae
Product: cellulose synthase-like protein G2
Biological process (GO): cellulose biosynthetic process; plant-type primary cell wall biogenesis
Cellular component (GO): trans-Golgi network; plasma membrane
Molecular function (GO): mannan synthase activity; cellulose synthase (UDP-forming) activity
Source: RefSeq, a predicted model, not a curated record
GCUAUAAAAGUCCCACCUUGCAGCUUCAGAAAGUAGAGCUGAGAGCUUCAAUGGCGGAUCUUCAACCUCUCAAUCUCCUCCAUGUCCAUAAAUCGAACAUCAUCAUAAACAGAGCACAUACACUUUUACAUUCCAUAGCCAUAGCUUUCUUAAUCUACUACAGAGUCUCUUUCCUUUUCCAAAAUGAUAAAGAAACCAGAAGCACACCAACUUGGCCAUGGCUUCUGGUUUUCUUCUCUGAGCUCCUUCUCUCUUUUAUAUGGCUUCUAGGCCAAGCCUUUAAAUGGCGUCGUGUCUCUCGUACCGUCUUCCCGGAGAGACUGCCGGAGGAUGAUAAACUUCCGGCGAUCGACAUAUUCAUUUGCACUGUGGAUCCAAAUAGGGAACCAACUAUAGGAGUGAUGAACACAGUGAUAUCGGCUCUGUCAUUAGACUACCCACCAGAGAAGCUUCAUGUAUAUCUCUCUGAUGAUGGAGGUUCUUCUUUGACAUUGAAGGGGAUGAGAGAAGCUUGGGAAUUUGCAAAAUGGUGGAUUCCAUUUUGUAACAAGUUUAGGAUCCAAGAUAGGUGCCCUGAAGCUUAUUUCUCUGCAAUAUCAUUAGCUGAUGAUGUUGGUGGGAAUUCUGAUGAGUUUUUGAAACAGAGAGAAAUCAUAAAACAAAAGUACCAAGAAUUUAAGGAACGUGUAAAUGGACUAAAAGAGAUCCUCGGAGAUGCUUGCUCUGCUAGUGGAGAUCAUCCACCUGUUGUUGAGGUUAUUGAAGGAAAUCCCCAUGAUAGUAAAGCUCAAGUACUAGAGCAACCAAUUUUGCCUCUUCUUGUUUAUGUAUCUAGGGAGAAAAGGCCUUCCCAACCCCAACAUUUCAAGGCCGGAGCUCUAAAUGCUCUUCUUCGAGUCUCUGGGGUGAUAAGCAACUCUCCCUACAUUCUUAUGUUAGACUGUGAUAUGUACUGCAAUGAUCCAACUUCAGCAAGACAAGCUAUGUGUUUCCACCUUGACCCCAAGCUCUCUUCCUCAUUGGCUUUUGUUCAAUUCCCUCAGAGAUUCCACAAUAUUGCCACUAAUGAUAUAUAUGAUUGUCAAUACAGAUCAACAUAUACGGUAUUAUGGCAAGGUAUGGAUGGGCUAGAAGGACCGGUGUUGUCUGGUACUGGCUUUUAUAUUAAAAGGGUUUGUUUCUGUGGUGAUUAUGUUCAAGAAGGGACUGACCUAAUGGAACUCAAAAGUUAUUUUGGCCCAUCCAAUGAGUUCAUGAAAUCUAUUCUCCACUACAACAAGCCUAAUUUAAUCAAUAACAGAGAAUCUACCAAUUCAUUGAUAAAGGAGGCCAAAUUCUUAGCUUCUUCCACCUAUGCAGAUCAAACAAAAUGGGGUAAAGAUGUGGGUUUUCUGUAUUAUGCAGUUGCAGAAGAUUACCUGACAGGGUUCACUUUACAGUGCAAAGGCUGGACUUCUGUGUUUCAUGCCACAUCAAUGCCCCAAUUUUUGGGCACUGCCACAACGAAUUUGAAUGACCUAUUGACUCAAGGCAUUAGAUGGAGCUCUGGAUUGAUGGAUGUUGGUCUCUCUAAGUUUUGCCCUUUUAUAUAUGGUCCUUCAAAAAUGUCUUUUCACGGGAAAAUGUGCUAUGCUGAGCUUUCGUUCUUCCCUCUCUAUUGCCUGCCUCUUUGGUGCUUUGCUACUGUCCCUCAACUCUGCCUAUUGAAUGGCACCUCUAUAUAUCCUGAGGUCUCAAACCCAUUUUUUAUCAUAUUCCCUUUCAUAUUUAUGUCAUCGAGCAUUAAACUUUUGUAUGAAAUCUUCAUAACUGGAGGAUCAUAUAGAUCAUGGAUAAACGAACAAAGAAUAUGGAUGAUUAAAUCGAUUACUUCUCACUUGUAUGGAUGUUUGGAUGCAUUCAUGAAGAGAAUUGGCAUGAGGAAAACCAGUUUCUUGGCGACAAACAAAGUCGAUGAUGAUGAACAAGUUAUGCUAUACAAAAAGGGUUUGAUCGAUUUCCGAACUUCAGCAAUGUUUCUUGCUCCAUUGGUAACCCUAAUGAUGUUGAACAUGGUUUCCUUUGUUGUGGGAAUGGCAAGGCUAAUCCUUGUGGGAGAUUUGGAGAAAUGGUUUCUUCAAGUUUCGAUAUCAUUUUAUAUCUUAGUAAUGAGUUACCCUAUCAUGGAAGGUAUUUUAAUAAGGAAGGACAAGGGAAGAAUUCCUCCAUCAAUCACCAUUUUCUCUGCUUCUGUUACAUUGCCCUUGAUUUUCUUGCCACUAGGAUCUAGAUUUUUAAUGUACUAAUAUCAUAUUAGUUUAGUACCUAUUUCAUUUUGUAAGAUGCAUAAUAAUUUUUUUUUUCUUUUUUUUGAUAUAUUUCAUUGUAAAAAAUAAAGUUUUGUCUCUUAGCCUUUUAAUUUCAUGAAACUUGUAUUUGGUUUUAA